UAGAUCUUUUGUGUCUGCGUUCUCUGGGGUUUAUCAGAGGUGCUGGGUGAAGUGGGAGAGUAGGGGAGGAGGGUCAGCAGAGGAACUUCACAGGGCGGUCACAUAAAAACUGCCUGGAGAACUGGAUGCGGGAUCAGACGGUGAUGUCCUCCGUGCUCGACUAUUCCUGGAGCUACAGAGAUCCGCGUUCGCAUGGGACUCAGUUGGUUUCUUCAACGUGAUGCGGAACUAAUGAUCUAAAAAUUCGCUUGAGGAUUGGACUUUUGCUGUGUGAGGUGUACUCCUUUGAAAACUCCGUUUUACCGUCUUCUCAUCCAGGAAUACCGUGCGCAUCUCUACCAAUGGAAAGGAAUCUCACCGCAGUUCUUAAACAGCCUUCCAGGACCACGUAACAUUCACUCGAGGAACUCGUCCAGCAUCAGCUCUCGACAAACAUGGACUGUUUUCCCAUGCUUUAUUUUCUGUCGAGACAUCAUGAUUCCUGGUAAUCGAAUGCUGAUGGUCAUUUUAUUAUGCCAAGUCCUACUGGGAGAGAGCAGCUAUGCUAGUCUAAUACCCGAGGAAGGGAAGAAGAAAGCGUCGGCUCAGCACCUGGGUCAGAGUCAUGAACUGCUGCGGGACUUUGAAGCCACGCUGCUGCACAUGUUUGGGCUGCAGAGGCGACCGCGACCCAGCUACUCGGCUGUGGUGCCCCAGUAUCUGCUGGACCUGUAUCGCCUGCAGUCAGGGGAGGCCGAAGAGACCGGGGCCCACGACGUGAGCUUCGAUUAUCCCGAAAGGUCCACGAGUCGAGCAAACACUGUGAGAGGCUUCCAUCAUGAAGAGCACAUGGAAGAGCUGCAGUCAGACGGCUCACCGGAGACUCCUCUGCGCUUCGUCUUCAAUCUCAGCAGCAUCCCAGAGGAGGAACUCAUUUCUACCGCAGAGCUUCGUAUCUACAGGCAACAGAUAGAUGAUGCAAUCUCAGAUCCCCAACCCACGGGAGACGACAGUCUACACCGGAUAAACAUAUACGAGGUGCUGAAGCCCCCGCGGGCCGGGCAGCUCAUCACGCAGCUGCUGGACACUCGACUGGUGCGCCACAACACGACCCGGUGGGAGAGCUUUGACGUGAGUCCGGCCGUGCUGCGCUGGACCCGUGACAAGAGCUCCAAUCACGGCCUGGCUGUGGAGGUGGUGCCCCUGAACCGAACCUCGCGUCACCAGGGACGCCACGUACGCGUCAGUCGCUCCUUGCAUCCGCUUCCAGACACAGACUGGAGCCAGCUUCGCCCCCUGCUGGUCACGUUCGGGCACGACGGCAAAAGUCACCCAUUGACACGGCGAGCGAAGCGCAGCCCGAAGCAAAGAGGUCGCAAGCGCAACCGAAACUGUCGGCGGCACGCGCUCUAUGUGGACUUCAGCGACGUGGGCUGGAACGACUGGAUCGUGGCGCCGCCCGGAUAUCAGGCGUACUACUGUCACGGGGAGUGUCCGUUCCCUUUGGCUGAUCACCUGAACUCCACCAAUCACGCUAUUGUGCAGACACUGGUGAACUCGGUAAACACCAAUAUUCCCAAGGCCUGCUGCGUUCCCACAGAGCUCAGUGCAAUCUCCAUGCUCUAUCUGGACGAGACGGACCGGGUGGUGCUGAAAAACUAUCAGGAGAUGGUGGUGGAGGGAUGUGGCUGCCGCUGACCGGGCCACAGUUACACCCUGGACACUUAUUUAUAACAUCCGUGUUGAGAUGUGUGUUUCUUGUCUCCUCGAUCAUAUAUUUUGACAAAAUAGUUUAUAUAUAUAAAUAUAUAUUUAUAUCAACAUAAUUAAAAAAAAUAAAAGCGUCCUUAUUUUAAUUAUAAUUCAGCUGUACAGCUUUUCAUAAUGUAUAUCAGACUGUAUAAGGGUUUUUCUAUGAGCUAGAAGAAUUAGCCACUAAAAAGUUUAUUUACUGGUAGUAUUUAUUUUUUUAAUACAAUAUACAUACACGAAAUGCGUAGCCAGGCGACCCCCUCAGAAUGCAUCAUUUGUGUACUUAAAACAGAGCACUGUGUGAAAUGCUAGGAAACCUGAUUGUCUUGCUUGAAGAGAUCAGAUGAGUAUUGAGGUGAGAUAAAUGUUCUGCAUCAGCAUGUGAUUUACAUGUUCCCAAAAUAACUUUGUUGUUAAAUAAAUUGUGAAACAUUCCAUCAA
Cyprinus carpio (common carp) is the source of this 2172-nucleotide messenger RNA. RefSeq names its product bone morphogenetic protein 4. NCBI's taxonomy places the organism in Eukaryota, Metazoa, Chordata, Actinopteri, Cypriniformes, Cyprinidae. Gene Ontology annotation, cellular component: extracellular region. Gene Ontology annotation, molecular function: cytokine activity; growth factor activity; BMP receptor binding. The record is from RefSeq and is a predicted model, not a curated record. Gene Ontology annotation, biological process: negative regulation of transcription by RNA polymerase II; SMAD protein signal transduction; negative regulation of apoptotic process.